UCAACCGCUACCAUGCACUUGGAGUGGGGAAAAGUCCUGAGAUCCGGACUCUGGAACAAGGGACGUCUUCUUCAAGGUAUUAAAAAUAGGUAUCUCGAGGUAUCUAACCUAAUGUUUGCUGCAAGCAUGAAAAGCGAAGUCCACGUGCCUCUCCUCACCAUAGAAAUUUGUGGUAGUCAAGGAAACGAAAACACGGUCUUUUUUGGCACGAACGAUAGCUUACGGAGACACGACGCGGUAAAGGAAGAUGCGUCAACCAAUCAGAUAGGACUUUAUAUCCGAUUGAGAUUAUUUCGAAUUUUUCUGCGUGAAUGUGAAUCGUAUAAAUUCGAAGAAAAGAAGAAAAAAUCUUAUCGGGAAUUUGAUCAAUCACUUUGUCUAAAGAGCAUAAAAAGGAUCUUAUGCGUUAAACGAGAUUAAAUCUCCGUUUUUAAAAUUCCAAAUAAUUAUUGACAUGUGACGACACCGAACCGGCAAUUCCAAGUAGAAACGAAUGAAAUUAUAUAGGAUCAAUACAAUGAAGAAAGAAACAUAAGUUUUAUGUAACAGAAAGUGCAAAAAACCGUAAAAGAUAACAUUGGUUAUCAGUACGUUAAACAUUAUAUAUAUAUA
Camponotus floridanus (Florida carpenter ant) is the source of this 612-nucleotide messenger RNA. RefSeq lists its product as uncharacterized. NCBI's taxonomy places the organism in Eukaryota, Metazoa, Arthropoda, Insecta, Hymenoptera, Formicidae. The transcript is spliced from 3 exons. Bases 13 to 420 code for a protein of 135 amino acids. The record is from RefSeq and is a predicted model, not a curated record.